AUGCGAAUUGCUACUGCAGCAGCAAGAAAAGCGGCUGCACGCAUGCUUGCAGACGGAGACAGUUCUUCCCAAGCCCCAGCAGCAGGUGAUUCGUCGCCUGAUACUGUGAACAGUACACGUGGUGACUCACCACGUGCGACAGGUACAUCCGCUGCGUCUGCAGCGGGGACUGCGAAUAGUAAUCUGGAUGAGUUUGAGAUAGAGCUCAUCUGUUCUGGCGAGUCAGAUAAAUUGUCCGACUCGACGGCGACACCUCACGUCUCCGGAUCAUCCGGGGCGGACACUGCAAAAGACAGGUUUACUAGAUCUAGUCAACGGGGCGGUAUCACGUCCGAGAUCUUCAGACAACCAAUUGUUCCGACGAAUCUCCGCCUCACGCAAGUCAUCCAACGAUAG
This is a messenger RNA of Peronospora matthiolae, 396 nucleotides long. The record is from the annotation of a GenBank genome assembly. Lineage: Eukaryota; Oomycota; Peronosporomycetes; Peronosporales; Peronosporaceae.